CGCUUUUAAUCGUCAUCACACCAUAUGUGCCAGUUGUCAAUUUACAUUAUUUUAUUAACACAAAAAUGAACUCCUCCUAUUACCAGUAUUUAUAACAUACAUAUGUGAAAGUGAAUGAUAAUGACAUUUAUCCGUUUUAAAUAAUCCGGUGAACCAUGUUUACAUCACUGAAAAACAAAAUCCGCGAAGAAACAGGGAGUGACUUAUCCAAACUAACAGCUAAGAUUACCUCCUCCACGGUCCAGAAGAUUGAAUCGUUAAGAGGAAGAUCAACGCAAGGCUCUACGUCCAGCUUAAAUUCUAUAGUUUCCUCAGAAGGCAUCAAAGAAGAUGGUAGUAUUGAUUCGGACGACUUCAAAAAACGGUUAAUGAAACUAGAGGCAGAUUUUGUGAAAAAGCUUGAUCAUAAAGAAACUGAAUGGCGCGAGUUGUUAAAAGAUAAGGAUAAGAGGAUACAGUCGCUCGAAAAAGAUAGGGAAGAAUUUCAGAACCAGCUAGCUAGCCUCAAAGAAUCUUUAAGAAGUGCUGAAGAAUUCAAUACAAAGAUACUAUUGCACAAAGAAAACAAUGAACAGCUAGAAAAUCUACAAUGCCAAGAAUUAGCUAAAGUGAAAAGUUUGGUACUGUUAAGAGAUCAAGAAAUUUUAGAAAAAUCCACUGCCCUCAAAGAUGCCAAUGCUCAGUUAGAGAAGCUACGAAGUGAGGUAGUGAGGUUAAGAAGGCAAGAAGAAAUACUAAGUGAUGUACAGGGAAACGUAAAAACCGACUUAAACACGGCGAAAAAAAAUUUAGAAAAUGUAGAAAACGAACUAGAAAAAUCCGAAGACGUUUGCAAUAAACUUAAAAUAUCUGUCGAUUCGGAGCAUUCCAUAAACGAAUCUUUGAAAGAAACAAUUUCCAAACUGGAGAAAGAUCUAGCAGAAGAACGAUCGAAUUCCAUUAAUGUUCAAAAGACUUUAACUAGAGUGACUUCUGAAAAAAAUACAGUUCUCCUUCGCAACGCAGAAAUUUCCCAACAGAUGGAGUUAGUGAAACAAGACAUGCGACGACUAGAAAGAGAGAUGACAGAUCAUCUAAACAAACUAAAUACGCUAGAAGAAGAAAAUGACAAGUUAAAAGAUAGUGUAUUAGUGGAACAGAGGCUAAGGAAAAAUAUACUGGAAUUGGAGGACCAAAUCAUGGAGAAAAAUAAGAACAUCAAGACGCUGCAGUUGCGGCUGGCCGAUAUGAAAAAGACUCUACAGCAGGAACUGAGGACUCCAGGAAACCCAAACUAUCAUUCCGAUCUUAUGGACUUGAAUUCCGCAGCUAUUUUGACGCCUACGCAAGUUUCAACGCGACAUUUCCCGUCUUUUGUCAAAAGAGAAGACGAAGACGUCAACUUUAAAUACCUAAAGCACGUAAUUUUUAAAUUUCUAACCAGUAGGGAGUACGAGGCUCAACAUUUAAUCAAAGCAAUAUCCACGCUGUUGAAGUUUACACAAGACGAAGAAAAAUUGAUUCAAGAUACGUUAGAUUGGAAGAAAUCGUGGUUUGGCACCAAACCGAAGUAUCCAGCGACAUCCAAAUUGAGAAACUUUUCUAAUAGUUGAUGGUUUUUUCUUGCAGAGCUGUAUUUGUAGUAGGUUAUGGUCGAAAUUUUCGAAAUCACAGUAUUAUGGAAUCAUUGUUAUAAAUAAGUAAGUUAUUCAAUUAAGACUGCCCAAUUGUAUAUAACCCAACCUAACCUAAACCUCCAAGUACCUCAUCAUCAUUCAAUGCGGAACUUUGACAAAACCGCAAACAUACAUUAAUGCCUUGUUUGAGGUAAGUUAGUUCUUUUUCAUUUCCAAUUGUAGUAACUUUUUAUGCUCUUAGGUAAAAUUCGUUAAAUGCAACUUAAAAAUGUGCGAUACAUUAUUUUUCGACUUUGAUAAUGUUUGCGCAAUAACAGACCAUGACCUAUAUAGCCGGAAAACAAUGUAUAAUUACAAAACAUCUGUUUCAGAGGCUAAAAAUGGUUGUCUCAUUUAUCAUAUCGUUCUUUAUCAACACUUUUACUUUUAGAAGGAUCCACAUCUUUACUAACAGUGAUUCCUAUUACGUAAGCUAUUCUAGUCGUUUUAUUUUUAAUAGUUUUACAAUUUUACCUUUACCU
Messenger RNA from Diabrotica balteata, 2137 nucleotides. NCBI's taxonomy places the organism in Eukaryota, Metazoa, Arthropoda, Insecta, Coleoptera, Chrysomelidae. The record is from the annotation of a GenBank genome assembly.